Messenger RNA from Clarias gariepinus (North African catfish), 5425 nucleotides. It is a transcript of the gene grid2, whose product is annotated as glutamate receptor, ionotropic, delta 2. Bases 552 to 3335 code for a protein of 927 amino acids. Gene Ontology annotation, molecular function: transmitter-gated monoatomic ion channel activity involved in regulation of postsynaptic membrane potential; glutamate-gated receptor activity. NCBI's taxonomy places the organism in Eukaryota, Metazoa, Chordata, Actinopteri, Siluriformes, Clariidae. The record is from RefSeq and is a predicted model, not a curated record. Gene Ontology annotation, biological process: monoatomic ion transport; synaptic transmission, glutamatergic; modulation of chemical synaptic transmission. The transcript is spliced from 16 exons. Gene Ontology annotation, cellular component: postsynaptic membrane; plasma membrane.
UGCUGCGUAUCUUUUCGUGUCUCCUCUCAUCGCAUACUAAGCAGAAGUCGCAUGUGAACUCCCACUUAAUUCUCCGUCGCAGGGAGAAAAAAAAAAGAAUUGCAGCCUCUUCAGAUUCCACAGCGCUUAAUGGGAAUACGGGCUCCGAGCUGAAUCUGCGUCCUCCAGCCUGAAGAAUCGUGCGCUUUACAGGAAGUUCUGCGCCGUUUGAUGCUGAAGCCAUCACAGCCGUCGCGUUUCUCCGGACUUUCUCCACUGUCUAUUUGGAUCGGACGCGCGCUGACCGGACGGAGUAUAUUUCAGCUGGGGUUUUUUUUUUCUGGGGAGAAUUCCCGAGACUGGUGAAGGAUAUCUCGGUUUUUCUUGGCGCUCGAUAGAAAGCAGCCGCAUCCACGCCGGGAGGGCAUCGAGGGAGUGCGGCUUUAAAGGAGGAAGCGCAUCCAUCCAGUUCUCCCUCCUCCUCCUCCUCCUCCUCCUCCUUCAUUUGGACUGGAGCCUCAGGAUUUAAAGCAGUCAUCCCGCAGGAGGAGAAUUGAUUUGCCGCUGGAGAGAUGAAAGUUUUGCCGCCUGUGAUGCUUCUGCUCGCAUUUUGGAGUCUGGAGUGGGAGCCUGUGCUCGCCGAUUCCAUUAUUCACAUCGGGGCCAUAUUUGACGAAUCUGCCAAAAAGGAUGAUGAGGUAUUCCGCAUGGCGGUGGCUGACCUCAACCUCAACAACGAGAUCCUCGAGACUGAGAAGAUCACCUUCUCCGUGGAGUUUGUGGAUGGAAACAACCCCUUCCAGGCAGUACAGGAAGCCUGUGAGCUGAUGAAUAGAGGCAUCCUUGCUCUGGUAAGCUCAAUCGGAUGCAUGUCUGCAGGCUCACUUCAGACCCUGGCCGAUGCCAUGCACAUCCCACAUCUGUUUAUCCAGAGAGCACCAGCGGGCACACCUCGCUCCAGCUGCCCUCCAACCAGCCACGGGCAACCCGAUGACUACACACUCUUUGUUCGGCCUCCUGUGUACCUGAAUGAUGUCAUCUUCCAAGUGGUGAUGGAGUACACCUGGCAGAAGUUUAUAAUCUUUUAUGACACAGAUUACGAUAUCCGUGGGAUCCAAGACUUUCUGGACAAGUCGUCCCAGCAGGGGAUGGACGUUUCCCUACAGAAGGUGGAAUCAAACAUCAACAUGAUGAUCACUGGAAUGUUCCGCACCAUGAGGAUGGAAGAGUUGCACCGCUACAGGGACACGCUGCGCCGUGCCGUUCUCUUCAUGAGUCCUGCAAGUGCCAAGGCCUUUAUUACAGAGGUAGUGGAAACCAACUUGGUUGCUUUUGAUUGCCACUGGAUCAUCAUAAAUGAGGAGAUCUCAGAUCUGGAUGUGCAGGAGUUGGUGGUGAAAUCUAUAGGACGUCUGACUCUCAUCCGACAGACCUUCCCUCUUCCUCAGAAUGCCAGCCAGCAAUGUGUGCGGAACAACCACCGUAUCAACAACUCUCUCUGUAACCCCAAGGACCCCAAGGCUCAGACAUUAGAGAUCACCAACCGCUACAUCUAUGACACAGUGUUGCUGCUGGCCAAUACCUUCCACAGGAAGCUGGAGGACCGCAAGUGGCACAGCAUGGCAAGCCUCUCCUGCAUCCGCAAAGGGUCCAAGCCGUGGCAGGGUGGCCGCUCCAUGCUGGAGACUGUCAAAAAGAGUGGAGUAAGCGGUCUGACAAAUUUGCUGGAAUUUAAUGAUAAUGGAACAAACCCCAACAUCUUUUUUGAAAUCCUGGGGACAAACUAUGGAGAGGACCGUGGCCGUGGAGUCAGCAGGCUGGCGACCUGGGACCCUGUCCAUGGACUAAAUGGGACGUUGUCAGACCGGAAACUAGAGAACAACAUGCGCGGGGUGGUGCUACGUGUUGUUACAGUCCUGGAAGAGCCAUUUGUCAUGGUGUCUGAGAAUGUGUUGGGGAAGCCGAAAAAGUAUCAGGGAUUCGCCAUUGAUGUUUUGGAUGCUCUGUCUAACUACCUCGGCUUCAAGUAUGAGAUCUACUUGGCUCCUGAUCAUAAAUAUGGCAGCCAACAAGCUGAUGGAAGCUGGAACGGGCUAAUUGGAGAGCUGGUGUUCAAGAGAGCAGAUGUGGGGAUCUCAGCGCUGACCAUCACGCCUGAGCGAGAGAGCGUAGUGGACUUCACCACGCGCUACAUGGACUACUCUGUGGGCGUGCUGCUGAAGAAAGCUGAGCGCACGGUGGACAUGUUUGCCUGCUUGGCGCCUUUCGACCUGUCGCUGUGGGCGUGCAUCGCUGGCACUGUACUGCUUGUAGGCACCCUUGUGUAUCUGCUUAACUGGCUCAACCCGCCACGACUGCCCAUGGGCUCUGUGUCCUCUACUACUCUUUAUAACUCCAUGUGGUUCGUCUACGGCUCCUUCGUCCAGCAGGGUGGUGAAGUGCCAUACACCACUCUGGCCACAAGGUUGAUGAUGGGUGUUUGGUGGCUCUUUGCUUUAAUCGUCAUUUCUUCCUACACGGCUAAUCUGGCAGCUUUCCUCACCAUCUCCCGCAUUGAAAAUUCCAUCCAGUCACUCCAGGACCUGUCGAAGCAAACGGAGCUGCCAUACGGCACUGUGCUGGACUCUGCCGUGUACGACCAGCUGCGCAGUAAAGGCAUGAACCCUUUUGAGCGAGAUCCAAUGUACUCACAGAUGUGGAGGAUGAUCAACCAGUCAGGGGGAGCUGAUAAUAACGUGGAGGAUUCAAAGGAGGGUAUUCGCAAGGUAAAGUACGGCCGCUUUGCAUUUGUGUGGGAUGCAGCUGUGCUGGAGUAUGUGGCUAUUAACGAUGAGGAUUGCUCCUUCUACACUGUGAGCAAUAAUGCACCAGACAGAGGCUACGGCAUUGCCAUGCAGCACGGCAGCCCUUACAGAGACAUCUUUUCUCAGAGGAUUUUGGAGCUGCAGCAAAACGGGGACAUGGAUAUCCUAAAGCUCAAGUGGUGGCCCAGAGAAAGCCCAUGUGACCUGUACUCUGCCAUGGGCACCAAGAAAAGUGCCAGCGCCUUAGACAUCCACAGUUUUGCUGGUGUGUUCUUUGUGCUUGCAGCCGGUGUGGUUCUGUCCUGCCUUAUUGCCACUGUUGAGACCUGGUGGACACGGAGGAAGGGAUCCAGAGUCCCCUCUAAGGAGACACGAGUUGACGGGCAGUCUGUGAGGCCAGAAGAGCCUUGUCAUGAGCCUCGGAGUGACAUCACGCUCACACUCAGGCCCACAUCCAAUCACCUGUCGCCUGCAUGCUGUGCCCCGCCUCUGGACUCUAGCCUGCGCCACACGUUUGCUAUUCCGUCUCGAACCGUUUUCUGCCAACACUAAGCCACCUUCUCUGUCCGCUUGCACCAAGCUUCAAGCCCCACAUAGGUAGUGGAAUGAGUGGAAUAAACCCUCAACAAUCCAAAAGUGCACAAAUUGCCUUAUGAAUUGGCUCUGCCAUCGGUAAAGCACAAAUAAAUACAUCUUGGCUGAAGAGAGAUUUACAGAGGUUCCAUUAUGAACUGUGAUUGAACAUUUUAGACAAUCCAUUGCAUAAAUAGAAACUUCAAGAAUUUGAUUUUUUAUGGUGACUAAUGUAGAUUGAUAUUUUUGUAAUUUGAGGUCUAUAGAUUAGAACAUUGAUUAUAAAAGAUCUUUUGAAAAGAAUUAGCCUCAGGUGAAGUGGCAGACAGGCUUGAAUGGCAACACUGACUCUGAUACUAUAUAACAAGCACUGAUUUGCAAGAAUGCUGAUUUUUCAAAAACAUUUAGACUGGUACCAAAUAAAAAAAUUGGAAAAGCCUGAUGCUGGAACGGUUAUGAAUGUUAAAUCAAUCUUUAAAAGUUUUACAGUAGAUACGGUACAGCACACAGAAGAAAUCUCUUAAAUAAAAAAUAAGGAAAAUGCAGUUUAGAUUCAUGAGGCUCAUCAAUGUCUUGCUUCCAGAAAAAACAUGAAUAAUAUUUUUCUUCUAAGCAGUUAUAUGGCGUUCAUAAAAAUUGACAGGAUAAUCUGUUUUCCAUAGGCAUCACAUUAGAAAACAAAUUGUACAGCAAAACAUUUUUAUGUACAGCAAAUCCUCAUCUAGGUAUAGACUAUUGUAGCAAAGUUACCUCAUCCCUUAAUAAACCCAGGUAUAAACAACAUACACACAGACUAUAUACGGAUCCCCACAUUUCCUUAUAUCUGAUCUAAUCAGUUCUUUUACUCUAUCAUGUGCCCCCUUUUUUACAAUCUAUCUACUAUAUGGUCAAGUACCCAUGAGCACACUACAUUUUGCCCUACCCCUCUCUAAGGGAGUUUGGCUUACCAUCCGGCUUCUGCUGCCACCUGGGCUGCUGUUUUGUGUGUUUGUUUUUUUGUUAGUUUGUUUUCUCGUGAAAGGCUCGAUGCAAACGCAAUGACAUCUCAUUGUGACAUUAAUAUUAAACAUUUGGAAGUUCUAUUAGCUCAUUAAGGGGCCAACUUGGCCCAGUCUCUGUAAUCUUGAAAAAGAAAAAAAGUUCCACCAUCAACUACCAAUAUACAACAUCAGGACAGGAAGGGUUUGUGUUUGUUUGGCUGCCAUGCUGCUUAUCAAAUUGGAAAGUUUCCACAGGUGUACAUUUGUCGUUUUAGGGUGUGGCUAUGGAUGUAACCCUGCAAACAGGUUCAUUGGCAUUAAUAUUUAAUAUCCCUUUCUGUUAAAAUAGCCUCAAACCGCUGUGUGAGAUGUAAUCAUCUGGACACACGUACAUUUUUAGCCAUUGUAAUACUAUAAAAAUUAGCUUGCUGAUAUAAUAAUUGGAUAGCAGUUUAGUAUUUUAAAACUCCAUUUUUACCAUUGUCCAGUUGAGAAAAGUGCUACUUAUACACAAUGCUUGAUCCCAUGGCAAAAAAUAUAUUCAUUUGCUUUUGUUACUAUAGUUCAUUUGUCCUUUUUGUGCCUUUCCUUCCCCAUACCCAUUUGUUUAUAUUGCUCACAUUGCAACCCACUCGUUGCAUAACAUUUCAUAACCCUUUUAAUCUUUUUCCCGUUCAAAUCUCUAUAAUCACACAUACAUGUGAUUUAUUUUGCCUUAUUCAUUACUCAAAUCUAUAACACUCAUUCACAUCUUCCUUGUCUGCUAACCAUCAUCUCUUUUUGCCCCACUGCUUUGUUUCACACUAACACAUCCACCUAUACUUCUACACCUCUGACCGUACACCCACUUUCCUCACUUUUAUACCCCUUACUUCUUCUGUCCUCUGCUCCUGCUACUCCUAUAACAACCCUCACCCCUCCUCCUUCUUUCUUUCUCUCUAUCUCUCUGUCUCUCUCUCUUUUACCCCACCCCUUCCCCACUCCACCUCUUCUACCUUUCUCAACCCCUCGUCUCAGGAUGACAAGGAGAUCGACCUGGAGCACCUCCACCGGCGCGUGAACAGCCUGUGCACAGAGGAUGAGAGCCCA